Molecule: messenger RNA, 1432 nt
Organism: Tripterygium wilfordii
Lineage: Eukaryota; Viridiplantae; Streptophyta; Magnoliopsida; Celastrales; Celastraceae
Product: UBP1-associated protein 2A-like
Exons: 6
Coding region: 104-1075 (323 amino acids)
Molecular function (GO): RNA binding
Source: RefSeq, a predicted model, not a curated record
AUCGACGAAGACUGCAGAGCUCACGUUCUCAGCGAGCGCUCGAAACAAACUUAUCAGGGAGAGAGAGGGAAAAAAAAAUCGAACGAAGAGAGAGAAGGAGAGAAUGGAGGAUUUUAAGAAGAGGAAGAUGGAAGAGACGGGUAACGGCGGUGAAUCAACAACGCAAGAAGAGAUGCGGUUGCUUCUUGACCCCCUCGCCAAAUCUCAGCUCGUCGAUCUUCUCUCUAGACUUGGACCCCAAUAUCCUUCAAUUGCAGAAGAAAUUAAAAGUCUGGCCAGUGCAGAUCCAGUCCACCGAAAGCUUUUUGUCCGUGGCUUAGCCUGGAACACUACUUCAGAUACCUUGUGUGAUGCAUUUCGUAUGCACGGUGAAAUAGAGGAAGGGGCUGUGAUCUAUGACAAAGCCACUAGUAAAUCACGUGGUUAUGGUUUCAUCACUUACAAACAUAUGGAGUCAGCUCACAGUGCAUUGAGAGCACCCAGCAAAGUGAUUGAUGGUCGGAUGGCUGUGUGCACUCUAGCUUGCGAGGGAUUAAAUGGAGUAAGUGGUACUCCUGACUUAGCCCAGCGAAAACUCUAUGUUGGCGGUUUGUCACCAAAUGUCACAAGUGAGAUGCUGCUUAGUUUUUUUGGGAGGCAUGGUGAAAUUGAAGAAGGUUCUGUUGCAUAUGACAAAGAUACAAAUGAAUCACGUGGGUUUGGUUUUGUUACAUACAAGACAGUGGAGGCUGCGAAGAAAGCUAUAGAUGAUCCACAGAAGAACCUUGGGGGGAGAAAUGUGAUUGUGAAGCUUGCCGAUUCGAAAGGCAAAACUGUACAGACGCAUUUACCCGCAACUAUGGUUCCAGUACCCAUGCCUCUGGCAGCUGUUUACUCUCAGCCUGGGAACACACAUAUUGGUUCCGCCCCUGUUGGAUAUACGUAUCCGCAACCUGUAGCAUCAUCAUACUCAAAUGCUUCUUAUCCCAGUCCUCCCUCAGUACCCAUGCCAUACCCUGCUCAAUCUCAAGUUUCUUAUGCGCCGGGGGCACCUACAGGAAUGGGCGGGUAUCCAUACUACCUUCCUAAACAAUAACUGAAGUGCAUUCUAAUCGCGGUAACAUUGAACAGCUGCCUUUGGUUCCCCUCGCACGCUGCCCCUUUAUGGUAUUAGUAGUGGAUGAUUUGUGUCCCGACCCUGUCCAUUAGUUUGGCUUUUGUCGCCAUUUUAUUUACCCAAUUGAACCAUAAGUUAUUUUCAGUAGGCAUCGGUAGUCCUUUGAAUUGCAUGGAAGCUGAGAUCUUGAUAUUUUAUGUGAGAUGGUGGUUUUAUUUGAAUUCUCGGAUAAACUUAGGGUAGCAAGAGCCCUGUAAGAGAGUAUGCACGCCUGUACUGCUGUUCUUAUUUUUUAUUUUAUUUUUGCAAUGCAUAAGCUCCAUCUAUGGUUCGAAA